Loxodonta africana (African savanna elephant) is the source of this 5427-nucleotide messenger RNA. It is a transcript of the gene MRPL4, whose product is annotated as mitochondrial ribosomal protein L4. The coding region runs from base 388 to 1344 and encodes 318 amino acids. Gene Ontology annotation, biological process: translation. Gene Ontology annotation, cellular component: ribosome. Gene Ontology annotation, molecular function: structural constituent of ribosome. The transcript is spliced from 8 exons. The record is from RefSeq and is a predicted model, not a curated record. Lineage: Eukaryota; Metazoa; Chordata; Mammalia; Proboscidea; Elephantidae.
UCCGGACUUAAGGCUCAUUGGCUGAAUAAGGAACGUGCUCUUCAGGACGAGAAGGUCUCAUGGCCUCGAUUCCUCCGCGGGCUAGCGGAGGCUAGACCCAAUUGGGCGAGGCCUACAGAGGGGCGGGGUCUUCUUAUUCUGGGGUCGCGUUCCCAGGUCUAGCAGACCGUUCUUUAGGCCCGAAGUGAAAACUGGCGUCUAGGAAGUAGUGCUGGUGUGGGGGUGGAGUCAUGCUAGUCCGUACCUCGCUGCCCUGACUCUGGCGCACCAGGCAACCAGCAUCGAAUCCUAGCGGGGCGGGCCGUGUCGCGUGCGUGACGUCAUCGUAGGGCGCUGCGCACAGCCGGAGGGAGCACGACCUCUCGUGGCACAGGGAGCGGUGCGGCUAUGCUGCAGCUAGUCCGUUCCGGGGUGCGGGCAUGGGUUCGGCCCGCCGGCUGCCGGGUGAGGCUGGGAGCCGGAGAGCAAAGAUCUGGGGGCCCGGUGGCACUCCUCACUCUCCCGCAGCGCUUACAGGGCCUGAACUCGCUGGCGGAAGAGGCAGCGCCGCCGGCAGUGGAACCGGAGCCGGUGGCAAGCUCAGGUCCUCCGGCGCCCACGUUGCGCAGGUGCGAGCUCCCAUUGCCCGCGCACCGGCGCCCGAUGCAGGCCUGGGUAGAGUCCUUGCGGGGCUUCGAUCAGGAGCGUGUGGGCCUGGCUGAGCUGCACCCCGACGUCUUCGCCGCGGCACCCAGGCUGGACAUUCUGCACCAGGUCGCCAUCUGGCAGAAGAACUUCAAGAGAAUCAGCUAUGCCAAGACCAAGACUAGGGCUGAGGUGCGGGGCGGUGGCCGGAAGCCCUGGCCGCAGAAAGGCUGUGGGCGUGCCCGUCAUGGCAGCAUCCGCUCCCCAAUCUGGCGAGGAGGAGGCAUUGCCCACGGCCCCCGGGGCCCCACGAGUUACUACUACAUGUUGCCUAUGAAAGUACGAGUGCUGGGUCUCAAGGUGGCACUGACUGUCAAGCUGGCCCAGGACAACCUGCACAUCGUGGACUCCCUGGAGCUGCCGACCCCAGACUCCCAAUACCUGACAGAGCUGGCCCAGUACCGCCGCUGGGGGGACUCUGUGCUCCUUGUGGACUUAGCACACGAGGAGAUGCCGCAGAACGUGGUGUCGUCCACCUCUGGGCUGAAGACCUUCAAUCUGAUCCCGGCUGUUGGCCUGAACGUGCACAGCAUGCUCAAGCACCAGACCCUAGUCCUGACCCUGCGCACCGUCGACUUCCUGGAGGAGAAGCUGCUCUGGCAUGACUCGCGAUACAGGCCCCUCUACCCCUUCCACCUGCCCUACUGCGACUUCCCCUGACCCCCGCCCUGCCCAGCCAGGCCCUGAUGCCUGUCCUCCUAUACCCACUGUCCUACUAUACCGGCUGUCCUCCUGUACUGCCCUUAAUGCCGGGCGCCCACUCUGAGCCAGGCCGAGGAGGCCUCCCUGCCACAAGGGAGGAAGCCAAGGCCACGGCUCACAAGAAGGAAAGAGCAACUCUGCAGAGAGCCCCAACAAGCUCCUGCCCCGUCUCUCCUUUUUUUAAUAAAUUUUUAUUUUUUAAUCAAAGACGUGGGAAAACUAGAGAAUGGCUCCUUGCCACUUUGUUUAUUGUGAAUAAUUGCAUCUGGUGGGUUGGGUUCCUUCACCGGUUCCAGGCAUUGCCAGGUCCUUAUUUCCUUAAGGGCUCACAGUCUCCUUUGAAAGCACCAUCAGGGCUGUUUAUGGAAAUUGCCCAGAAUUAGCUCACAGAUGAGUCACUGAUUCGGGCGAAUGCAGAGGAGUGUGGGUGCCGACGGUUCCCAGGAACUGACUCCUGGCGUGUCCCCCGAGCACAGUCAUCCUACAUGUUCAUCCCAGAAAGGAUUCGUGGUCUGUUUGUACAGCCCUUCAGGUGGACAGCUCGGGCUUGAUCCCACACAUAAUCAGGAUUCGCAGACCUGAAAUUUUACCACAGCGAUUUCCCGGAGGAGUCAGAAAAGCAAAUGGGCCACAGUAAACAAGCUAAUAAAUACAUUUCUAAAAGCAGCUAAACCAGUAUCCUUAUUCUUCCGCCUGUUGUUGUUUGCUCCCAAGUUAAUUUUUUUCAUAACCGUAACAGAGACUAUAAAAUCCCCCCCCCCCAAAAUAAAAAUAAAAUAACAUGGCCAAUUGAUUUAAAGUCUGCCAUGCAUGCACUUCUGUGCAUAUGGGCCUGGCUAGAGCCGGUGGCCACAGCAACGCCCCAUUGGCCGGGCUCCCUUGCUGCAAACACCUCUGGAAUGCCUCUAGAGCUUACACACAUCCUUUGGAAGUCCUCAAUGGAUGUAAGCUUGGAUCUUUAAAGCACCAGAUUUGACUACGUGAAGAAAGACAAGCCAUUUGGAGCCAAACAAUAAGUAAAGAGGUGGUGAGGCUGGGCAGGAAAUGCCACUUGGGCUGAAGUUGAGCUGUUACCUGCCUCCGGUGUGCCUCUUGCCCAGCACCAGAGGGGGUUCCAGGACUUAGAGUAAGACCGAGCUCUCGUCUUGACUGUGCAGUCCAGCCUAGGUAACCUAGACAGCCAAACUAAGGUAAAAAUGCAUCUCAGUUGUCAGUAGGAAGUGGGGCAAGACCAAGCCCUGCCCAUGAGGGUUUUUUAGGGACAUCAUCUAGAACCUGGUGCCCCAUGCUGGAACCUCUGGCUAGACCAAGGGUGUGGAAAGGCAUCAGGAGACAUGAUGUCUAGAAUGUGCUUUAAGACAAUCAGGGUGUACAUGGGAAUCCCUGGGUGGUGUCAGUAGUUACACGCUUGGCUGCUAACCAAAAGAUUGGAGGUUCAAGUCCACCAAGGCACCUCAGAAGAAAGGCCUGAGGAUCUACUUCCAAAAAACUCAGCCAUCAAAAACCCUGUGGAGUAUCAUUCUACUCUGACCUGUGGGGUUGCCAUGAGUUAGAAUUGACUCUCUGGCAACUGGUUCUGGCCUGGUAUGGGGGAAGGUGGGGGGUGCAAGGGGAGAGAUGAGACGAGAUGGCCCUGAGAACUGUUGGGCGACGAGAUCCCUCACGCGUGCGCUCUGCUGUUGCCUCUGUGUGGAAUUCUCCAGGAAAAAAGGCCUUUUUAAGGGUGGGGGAGUAAGAAAGGGAUGGGUGAAGAUACACCUUCAGAGGAGCUGUUACUACCUGCAAGUCCUCUUGGGAGAAGGCCUAACCCAGAGCCCAGGGAGGGAGGGGACUUCACAGCCUUCGAAAUGUCCUUGAAAACAGAACACCCAGGACUCUGGCAGGGCCUGGCCCAAGAAAGCUGCAGCAGGCUGAGGGGGCUGAGAUCUGCGUCCCCAAGAAAGCGGAGGCGAGGGGCAGGCAGCUCUGGUGGAGGAGCCCCGGCGUCCUUACUGGCGUUCGGCCUGUAGGCCCCGGCGGUGAGGAGGUCUCCGCGGAAAGAGGGUAGACGGCAGGACCCAGCCCCAGGGAUGGAGGGAGGAGCCGCCACCCCAGCAAGGGGGGCUGCAAGAGAGACGGGGUCCCAAGGAGCCCAGAAAACACCCAAGAAAGAGCUUCAUGUAGCCCCCAGAUACACCUGGGGCACCCGGAGUGUGAAGCCACCAGCAAGGAGGAGCUGCACUGUCCGCUUUCCCCUUCUCCCUGUACCUGCCGGCCCCAGCAGAAGAUUCCAGAUGUUGGUCGGGGGGCAGGAAGAGAGGGCACAGCAGAGGAGCCGACUGGCUUCCCCACCCAGGCCUCCAACCUGGAGAGGCCUAGGGUGGGGCUGGGGAAUCCACCACAAAGUCGAGUUCAAAGGUUUGAAGGUGAUGCUGACCUGCCUCCUGGGUCUGUCAGCAUUCUCAGUCGGGGGCGGGGCAAGGUUUCUACCACAGAAUAGCUUUCAAGGGGCAGAGGGAGGAGCAAGGUUUUGUUUGAUAAAAAAUCCACACGUCAUGAAUGUUUACUUUACACCCUAGGCCUAUUAGGAGGAAUUAUGAUCCUCGUGUGAACAAGGGCUGUGGGAAGUGCAUAUUUCUGCCUAGAGAGUUUGGGGUGAGACUCUCAAGCUGAACCCCAAGGGAAAUAGGCUAACAGUAACCACUAGGAUGGCUCUCCCUCUGCUGAGCUGCACAGAGCUUUGUGUAAGAACCAUCUGAGUGAAAUUUCAUAAGUAUAACCAUCCUGUUUUUUUUUUUAAUUGUGGUAAAUAUGUAUAUAACAACAAAACAAAAAAAAACCCCAUUGCUGUCGAGUAGAUUCCGACUCAUAGUGACCCUAUAGAACAGAGUAGAAGUACCCCACAGAGUUUCCAAGGAGCACCUGGUGGGUUAGAACCAUCGACCUUUUGGUUACCAGUGGUAGCGCUUCACCACUAUGCCCCCAGGGUUUCCGUAGAGAACAAAGCAUUUGCCAAUUCAACAAUUUUUACAUGUACAAUUCAGUGACACUGUUUACGUUCAUCAACUUGUGCAACCUUGGCUACUACCCUUUUCCCAAUGAUUCCAUCACCAUUAACAGAAACUCAAUGUCCCCUAAGCAAUGACAACCCCUCCCAUCCACCCCCGGUAACUACUAAUAAGCUUUGGUCUCUUUGCAUUUGCCUUUUUCAUGUAUAUGGAAUCAUAUGGUAUUUGUCCUUUCGUGGCUGGCUUAUUUUACACAGCAUAACCCCUGUUCUUCCUGGGAUCACCUCCCAGAUAAACAACCUGCAGUCUCAGCCUUGUCUCAGGGUCUGCUUUGGGGGGGGGGAAACGUAAGCUAAAACACAGCCGGUAAGUAAAAAAGCCUAGAUUCAAACCCCAACCUGAUCAAAUCUCGUGUGCCAAACCCCGUUUCAUUCCAACCCUGCCUCCCAACCCAUCCUUUGGGUGCCUGUUACAGAUCGAAUUGUGUCCCCCAAAAAUGUGCGUCAACUUGGCUAGGCCAUGAUUCCUAGUAUUGUAUGGUUGUCCUCCAUUUUAUGAUCUGAUGUAAUCUUCCUAUGUGUUAUAAAUCCUUAUCUCUGCCUGUGGUUAAUGAGGCAACAUUAAGUUAUGUUAAAGAGGAUUAGGGCAGGAUGCAACACCCUUACGCAGGUCACAGCCCUGAUCCAAAGUAAGGGGAGUUUCCCAGGGGCGUGGCCUGCAUCACCUUUUAUUUAUGAGAGAUAAAAGGAGACAGAAGCGAGCAGAGAAAGAGGGACCUCCUACCAGCAAGAAAGAAAAGCGGGGAGUGGAGCGUGUUUUUGAAUUCAGGGUCCCUGCGCUGAGAAACCCCUAGACCCAGGGGAAGGUUUGAUGACAACUUUCCCACAGAGCCAACAGAGAGAGAAAGUCUUCCCCUGGAGUUGGCACCCUGAAUUUGGACUUCUAGCCUCCUAAACUGCAAGAGAAUAAAUUUCUGUCUUUUUAAAAAGCCAUCCACUUGCGGUAUUUCUGUUAUAGCAGCACUAAAAAAAAAAAAAAAUAGAUAACUAAAACA